AUGAACGUGUAUUAUAAUAUAUUGAUAUUAUGUCUUGGUGUAUAUUGUACACUUGGAGAAAAAGAAAAAGUACCAAAUGAACCAGUUGAUCAAAAACACACAAAAGAUGGUGAACAUAAUCCACAUUAUGAUCAUGAAGCUGUUAUAGGAUCCAAACAAUUAGAACAUGAAUUUGAUGAAUUGCCUCCAGCAGAAGCCAUUCAAAGAUUAGAAAACUUAGUGAAACAUCAUGAUUUAAAUGCAGAUAACAUAAUCACACAUGACGAACUGAAAAAAUGGAUAUUAGCUUCUUACAUGAGUUUGGAUGAAGAAGAAUCAGAUGAGAAAUUUCAAGAAAAUGAUGUGGAUGGAAAUGGUAAUGUCUCAUGGAGAGAAUUAGUGAAAAAAGAGUUUGGUUAUGAUUUAGAAGAUAUUGAAGAUUUUAAGAAAAACACUGAUAAACAAGAACCAGAUACUAAAGAAUUUUUACUGAUGUUGGAUGAAGAAGAGAAGAGAUUUAUGACUGCUGAUACUGAUAAUAAUGGUAAUCUAGAAAAACAGGAAUUCCGUGCAUAUUACCAUCCUAAUGAAUAUCCUCAUAUGCAUGGUGUUGAAAUUGAAAGAGCUUUAAGAACGCAUGAUAAAAAUAAAGAUAAUCAGGUUUCCAAAGCAGAAUUUAUAGGAGGUUUGUUGUUCCUAGAAGAUAGAGAAGUAUAUUUAACAGAAGAAGAAAAUUUUAAUAGUUUUGAUCUAGAUGGUAAUGGUAAACUAAGCCAAGAUGAAGUGCGAGCCUGGGUCAUACAAGAUAACAACCAGGCUGCAGAAGAUGAAGUUCUUCACUUAAUAUCACAAGCUGAUGAUAACAAAAAUAAUGAACUAACCCUGGCUGAAAUUUUAGAGCAUUAUGAUGAUUUUGUGGGUUCAGCCACUGAUUAUGGGCAUAAAUUAUCGGACGAAUUAUAA
Lottia gigantea (owl limpet) is the source of this 942-nucleotide messenger RNA. RefSeq lists its product as hypothetical. Gene Ontology annotation, cellular component: endoplasmic reticulum. Lineage: Eukaryota; Metazoa; Mollusca; Gastropoda; Lottiidae. Gene Ontology annotation, molecular function: calcium ion binding. The transcript is spliced from 5 exons. The coding region runs from base 1 to 942 and encodes 313 amino acids. The record is from RefSeq and is a predicted model, not a curated record.